AUGUCCGCUUUAUCCCAUAUUGGACAAAAUCAGAGAGCUUACAUUGGUUCUAAUUUAGAAACAGACAAAUCCGAUGACAAAGGCGGAGUUGGAGAGACGCUAACGGACAGCAAGGCAGCUCCGGGCCAACUCCAGGAGCAGCACCCAAACUUUUUGCUGCCGACACCGACUGUUAAAGCGACGACAUCGAUGAUAGAUCAACUUCCUCAACGGGGCUCGUUGACAACAAACCUCUCGGAAGUCGUCGAACGGAAGAAAUCGAUAGCUGCUCCGAGAAACGGCGACGAGGUUGUGUCAGAAACUCCGUCGAGGAGUGUUAGCCCGAAUAUUGCCUCAGUUGCGGGUAACCAAAGUGGAGCUGGUAUACACAUUGUGUUGAAUGAAGCAUCUCCCACCGAUUCAAAUACUAAUGCCACAAAUUCGAAUCUAUCAUCCAAAAACUCUCCCAAAAGAAGAUCUAGUCCGAAGACAAAUUUGCCUUCACCUACGAAUAAGGUAAAUCGUGCUGUAACAAACACUUGUGGAAAUACAGAGAGUCCUCAGGUGUCGCCGUUGUCAUGUACAACCAAUCUUCCCACAGAAAUCCCCACCAGCACGACAAAAUAUGUGGAGUCACCUGACUUCGCCAAAUCAAAUGAUUACCAUAUUCACUCCAAAGAAAGAUCAUGGACAGAAGGUCCCGACAUGAAUUUGGACCAGAAAAAUAGAAAUUAUAAGAAUAUUGAUUCACCGGGAUUAGUGAACUCGUCAACUGAGAAGCAACAGGAACUGAGCCAAACUUCGAACGAACUGUCUACAAACAUUACAGUUCCUCUUGUUGUAUUGGAAAAGUGUCGAAAGCGUCGCGAUCCAACGCGAACGCUAGAGGACCUCAACGGGAAACUGCAGACGGAGGAGAAAAAAGAAGGGCAAAACGCAGCCACGAAACAGAUGUUGGACUCUAUCAAGAACCAAGAGAAUGGCAACGGAUCUAAUAUGACAAACAAGUCACUUCUUCCAACGGUGUUCGUGACCGAGCCAUCAAAACCAUCCACUCCUAUGAUUAAAACAUCUGCUCAAGCAGUGGAAGAAUCCACGGACGGCGACUGGACUGAAGCCGAAGACGAAGCUGACUACGAAUCUGACUACGAGUACUCGGUUUCGCAGACGUUCAGUCUGAAAGGAGCGCUGCCGAUCGGCGACCUCUAUCCUCUUUCUCGUUCGUCGUCACGUUGCUCUCCAUUCAUUUCCGACUACGACAGCGACGCCAGUAUGCCGCUGUUCAUGCUUCCUUCCAGGGAAGCUGAGUCACGAGGCCGAGUCGAUCGCCUCUUUGCUUUUCCGGCACCUUCGUUUACUUGCUCGAUUACUUACGACGGUCAGGAGAGUUGGGAUGAAGAGAGCCUUCACUCGUGUGCGGAAUACGACGAGGAGUAUUAUGGAAGACUUACUCGCUCAAGCCGUCCAGGAUCAUCCGCGCUCGGUGCAUAUCUUAGUCCAGCUGCCUUUUCAUCUGAUGAGGACUUUGAUGGUACUCAUUUUCACGAAGAGGUUGAUGUUGGUUGUACACUACGGCUAGUCGAUAAAGCAGCGAUGCGAGCCGACAACUACGAGGAGGAUUCAGAAUACUACGACGAGGAAGAGUACAGCGACGAAGAAUGUUGGGACGAGAACGGAGAAUAUCACGAAGACGAGGCCUGUGAUAACGAUGAGGAAUACGAGGACGAAGAAAAAGAGGUAUCUGAUAUGGUGGACGAAAUGCACAGUACUGAAGAGAGUCCUGAUGAAAAAAGCACAGAUUCUAGAUGUCCGCUUGCCUUUUCACAACCCGCUGAAGUCGAGGACGAUAUCAAUUUUGAAGAAAUGAACGACGAGUUCGAAGUGGACAUGACCAUUGAGCUCGCCGUACCACAACUCGUGAAAAGACCGUUGGAGUAUCCGGAAACACAUCGUGAGGUCACGUACACCAAAGACCUUCAACUUCUGAUUGAAGAUGGUGAAGCAGAAACGCUGAGCAUCGACCAACACAAAAGUGCAAAAGCUGAAUUCUUUCGAAACAGAAAUCCUAUGUAUAUUCUGCUGAAAGCGCUAACCGUUUGGAACUUCCUUCUAUCACAGGUGGAGAUGUCACGCACACCGCAAUGUGUCGUCCCAGUUGAGGAAACCGAAGUUGUUGACGAAAGCACUGCUCUUCCCGAUGAAGAAAAUCGACACGAUGUGACAGUAGUGCCGACUUACGUGCGUCCGCAAGCGGAAACAAUAAAAGAGGAGUCUGCGAGCCGUUUCUCAAAUCAGAAGGCGGCCACUGACUUCGCCCGCAAAGCUGUCAUCCAGCCACCAAAACUGCAUACGGCAGCCGUGCAACAGGUCGAAACGAAAACUGCCCCCGAGCAACAAGCACCAGUUCCUGAGACGCGGACCAAAGAAACUCCAGAACCAGAAAUGAGCGCAACUAUCGCAAAAGGGCUUAUGACUAAGAAUAAUGAAGACGGAUUUAGGCUAUAUGUGGAAACGCCCAUAAUGAAAGUCAACGAGGAAGGAUUGCAGCCAAAGAGGACGUAUUUCAUAAUGCCUUACUUUUUUUACGCAGCAGACAUCUCUUUAUGGCUUAAACAGGUGCGACGGCCAAUUAAGUUUUUGCUUCAGAACGUCGAGGAUAAAAGUGGGGUUCGGAAAUCUGCGCUCAAUAUGUCAUUGGAAGAGGCGAAACAUAAAGCGGCUGUCAAUGAGGAAGCAGCAAAACAGAAGGCUCGGCGUUUUGGUACCGUCAGCUCGUUGCUGAAUCGUUUCAAAGAACCGGCGCUCAAAGAAGAACCCAUAACGUACAAACGCUCAUGCUACCUGGAACAACAAGAAGUAGAGCGUCCGAAGAAGGAGUACAACAUCGUCAAGCCAGCUAUCAACGAUAACUUUGAUAAGCAGAUGGAGGAGAUCCGAACGCAGAUGAAAAGUGGUUCAUCGCACUUCCAAAAUAGUGUAAAGGACUUGUCAAAGGGCAUUACCUCAACCGCGGAAGAUAUAAAGAAACGAGCGGAAGAAGAGAAGAAGAAAAUAAUCAUGGACUCGGUUAGCGGAGUUUUUAGCAAAGCAGACGAGGAAAAUGCACGGUGGAAAGAGAAAAGAGAGGCGGAAACAGAAAAAGAGUUGGCGAAAAUCGAAGCUGAGAAAGAUCGUAGGAAGAAAGUUAUCGUUCCACAACCGAGGACUGAACCCGAAAAGCCAGCUGAACCAAAACGUAUAGUGCGGAAAAUUACGAAAGAUAAAUCAUCAACAGUUCAGCAGACAAAAGCCAACGACGGUCUUGUUCUGAUCACUGGUAAAGCAGCAGAAACAUCCAGUAAACCUGCUGCAGCUAGUGUUACUGAUGCUAGUACGGAACCAAAGUCAAGCCGGGCAGUGGCUCCAGUAGCAUUAAUUGACCAAGACGUUUCAAAUUCAUUUUCGGCUCCGCCAAUAAGCAUGGAGAGGCCGAAACUUCCGAAAACGGAGAAUGUCGUCAACGAGGACAAUUACGAUCUUUUUGAGGCAAUUGGAAACUUCACAAACGUGCGUAAAACGGAUAGCCCUACCCUGAAAACGGCAACAGAGAAAUCUCCGAAGAGAUAUGCGACGCGUAGGAAAACUCAGGAGAUCGUCAAUGAAUCAGCUGAGCCAAAGGUAAGAAAGCGGAAGCAAACAUACAAGAGGAGCAAGUUCAUUCGUGAUCCACAUGACAUCGACGUGUUGCUCGGAUGGGAUAAAGAGAACACCUUCGAGAAGAUGGAUCAGAUGUUUUCGAGAGCUGCAAAAGAUCUCAUCAAUGGACUUCCACCGAAGAAGCGAAAACGGGUGCCAGCCUCGAAAAUAUGGAUCAGCGAUCUCACUGAUAUCGACAAGAUCUACAGUAUUUCAGAGAUCAGGGAUAUCAUUGCUUCAGCAAAUGCAUAA
This is a messenger RNA of Angiostrongylus costaricensis, 3906 nucleotides long. NCBI's taxonomy places the organism in Eukaryota, Metazoa, Nematoda, Chromadorea, Rhabditida, Metastrongylidae. The record is from the annotation of a GenBank genome assembly.